UUACUUACAGUGAUACUGUAUAUAGUCAUCAUCCUAUCCGCUUUAUCUUCCGACAAAAAAAGCUUUGAGCUUUGUCUAAUUAACGUACCUCUUCUUUCAUGUAAGAGUAAAUGGACCGUGUUAGCAAUCUACCAGACGAGGUUCUUUCUCAUAUACUCUCUUUCCUUACUACAAAGGAAGCUGCUUUGACUUCGAUUCUCGCCAAGAGGUGGCGCAACCUUCUCGCGUUUGUCCCUUCUCUUACUAUUGAUGACUCUGUGUUUCUGCAUCCUGAAGAGGGUAAGCAGGACAGGGAAGAAGUUAAACAGAGCUUCAUGGACUUCGUUGAUAGAGUUUUGGCGCUGCAGGGGAACUCUCCACUAAAGAAAUUCUCCCUCAAGUGUGUUACUGUGGAUGAUACGGAUCGUGUGGAUGGUUGGGUAAGCAAUGCGUUAGCUCGUGGUGCUGUUUCGGAUCUCGAUCUAAAGAUCAUUAUUCCUAGUGACAUAGGGGAAUUUUAUAAGCUGUCUCCAAAAUGCUUCGAGUGUAACACACUAGUUAGUCUGAAAAUACACCGUGGGAUUGAUAUUUCCUUGGUUGCUGGUCGCAUUCUCUUACCGUUGCUUAAAACUCUGGUUCUUGACUCAGUUCCCGUUUGUCCUAACGAGUUUGAGAUUCUGCUUCAUGCUCUGCCUUCCCUUGAGGAAUUGCUUCUCGAUUGUGUAAUGUGGAAAGGUAUGGAGGAUGUCACAGUGUCAAGUUCAAGCCUCAAGACCCUGACAAUGACGUUAGACUAUACUUUAAAGAGUUUGUCUUUUGAUGCACCGAGUCUCCUUCACUUCAAGUACUCUGGUUAUGCUGCAUUGGACUAUCCGGUAGUUAAUAUGGGAAACUUGGUUGAUGCUCAAAUCGACUUCUUCUUAAGUGAUAGCCAACUCAAGCAACUUCGAGAACCAGAUAAUGAUGAAGAUGCUCAUCGUUAUAGUAAGGUGUGGAAACUCUUUCAUGGCACACGUUAUGUUGGGAAUCUUAGCUUGCUUCCUGAUACUCUUGAGGUGCUUUCUAUGUGCUCUGAAUCGUUGCCAGUGUUCAACAACCUCAAAUCAUUAGCUAUUAGGAGUGACAAGGAUCGAGGAUGGCAAGCAAUGCCUGCUCUUCUUAGGAACUGUCCACAGUUAGAAGCUGUAGUCAUUAAGGGACUCGUGCACCGUGUGACAGGCAAGUGUGGGGAUGUUUGUGACUGCAUUUAUCGAGAGGACAAAGGACUUUCACUCAAACUUUGUCCGAUAAAAGUGAUGACGAUUCACAGGUUUCAAGGAACAAAGAAAGAGAUGGCAAUGAUGAAGCAUUUCUUGGACUAUUUUCCAUCUUUGAAGGAGAUGAGGAUCUAUGCUGAAGAGAAUAAUGGUCCUACACGGCUAGGAAACCAUGAAGUUUGUAAACGUGUCUUGGAGAUGUUCCAACUCUACAACAAGUUAUCGAGUUGCAAUGUCAAAGUCAAACUCAUGGUGGGCGAUGUUUUUUGCAGAUGAAGUGGCUGAAGAAGAAAACCAUAAUCCUAGUUUUGGGCUGCAGUUUAAGUUGUGUUUAACUUGCUUGAAAACCAUCUCCUUACUUUUAGCCUGCAGUUUAAAUUGUGUUUUAACUUUUCGUAACUGAAAAAAUAUUAUUCUUGCAACUAAAUGAUAACAAAAGAAAAAUACCAAGAUAAAAAAUCAUGUAAAUAAACAAAUAUAAAUCAAAUUUAUUGUUACUGCUUA
Molecule: messenger RNA, 1739 nt
Organism: Brassica napus (rape)
Lineage: Eukaryota; Viridiplantae; Streptophyta; Magnoliopsida; Brassicales; Brassicaceae
Product: F-box protein At3g59000
Exons: 3
Coding region: 111-1511 (466 amino acids)
Molecular function (GO): protein binding
Source: RefSeq, a predicted model, not a curated record